AUGGCGACCAUUAAUCAGCCAACUGCCUCUAUCCGGAAUUUCCCUUCCACGUUGAGGUUUUUCCAAGACAUGGAUAAACACCUCGACUCGUUCCCUCGUUUCAGCCACUCAAUCCAUGGCAAUCGCGGGCCCCACCUGGGCCAAGCUUUCCUCCCCAUUUUCGAUGUGAGAGAGCUGAGCAACAGUUUUGAGCUCCAUGGAGAGUUACCUGGAGUCAAAAAAGAAAACGUCAAAAUCCAGUUCAAGGGAAAUAAGUCACUGGAAGUUAGUGGCUUUGUUGAAAACUCCUACCAGUCACCUUCCAACCAAGGCGACAAGGACGAUGCACCCGAUGAUACUGCAACAAAAGAUACAAAGCCUACAGAGCACGACAGUGUCAAAUACUGGGUUGCGGAGAGAAAUAUAGGCGAAUUCUACCGCUCGUUCACCUUUCCGCAGCGUGUCCAGCAGGAUGGCACCACCGCGGCGCUUGAAAACGGCGUCCUUACUAUACACAUACCGAAAAAGCUAGAUGACGACUCUGCCAAGCAUGUGGUUUCUAUUUCAUAA
This is a messenger RNA of Trichoderma asperellum CBS 433.97, 549 nucleotides long. RefSeq lists its product as uncharacterized. Lineage: Eukaryota; Fungi; Ascomycota; Sordariomycetes; Hypocreales; Hypocreaceae. Gene Ontology annotation, biological process: protein complex oligomerization; response to heat; protein folding. The record is from RefSeq and is a predicted model, not a curated record.